This is a messenger RNA of Balearica regulorum gibbericeps (East African grey crowned-crane), 781 nucleotides long. NCBI's taxonomy places the organism in Eukaryota, Metazoa, Chordata, Aves, Gruiformes, Gruidae. The record is from RefSeq and is a predicted model, not a curated record.
AUGGAGAAGUUGAUAUUGGAAAGGCCUGUUUCUGUGUCUAAGGAUGAAAUGCCUACAGUUUCUUCCCAGGAGAAGCCAGAUACCAACUCGUGCCCUCAUGCACCUGGCAAAUAUUUUCUCCCUGGUGGGAUGGACAAUGAGAACUGCAAAGCUAAUGAGAAGGAAAUGGACUGGAUCCGCCCUGAUAUACCUAGCAAAUGCACGUGGAAGCUUGGGAAACCCAUCUCUGCCUCCCCCCAUCGUCAUACCACUCUGCCAGAGCCUCUGAAAAUCCUGCCAAGUAUCCUGAAUAAAGUUGGCAAUACACCCUUGGUGCGAAUCAACAAGAUUGGGAAGCAGUAUGGGCUCAAGUGUGAACUCUUGGCAAAAUGUGAGUUCUUCAAUGCUGGGGGCAGUGUGAAGGACCGCAUCAGCCUGAGGAUGGUAGAGGAUGCUGAAAAAGCUGGGAUCUUGAAGCCUGGGGACACUAUCAUAGAGCCAACCUCUGGAAACACAGGAAUUGGGCUGGCCUUGGCUGCAGCAGUGAAGGGUUACCGCUGUAUCAUUGUGAUGCCAGAGAAAAUGAGCAUGGAGAAGGUGGAUGUCCUGAGAGCUCUGGGUGCUGAGAUUGUGAGGACCCCAACAACUGCCAGAUUUGAUUCUCCUGAAUCUCAUGUGGGAGUAGCAUGGAGACUGAAAAAUGAAAUCCCCAAUGCACAUAUACUAGACCAGUAUCGUAAUGCUAGCAACCCCCUGACACACUAUGACACCACAGCUGAAGAAAUCCUGCAGCAGUGCGAAG